Molecule: messenger RNA, 1035 nt
Organism: Seminavis robusta
Lineage: Eukaryota; Bacillariophyta; Bacillariophyceae; Naviculales; Naviculaceae
Source: the annotation of a GenBank genome assembly
AUGGCACCCAAAAUCCACACUAGCUCCAUGCUCCAAGCGGCCCGGAUUACCUCCAACAAGCUUAGGAUGGAAUUGAAGCAAAAUCCCAAACUGCAGAAUGAUGUCAAGAUUGCUUCGAUUGGUCUCUUGGUGGGAAUUGUUCUAGGAGGAUUGUUGGCCACGACAAGUGACGGUGGGACGUCGGCUUUGGCAAUGUCUAGUAGAGGUGGUGUGCCAUGGAAAUCUCUCAAGGCUCCAGGCUGGAAUCCAAUCCACAUUUUCUAUGGCAAGAUGGACAAUUUCAUCAAUGAGAUUCCGGACAAGUGGCACUUGAAGAACUCUGCCAAACACUCGAAAAGCAAGAGCACGGAAUGGUUUGGUCAGCAUGGACAAGACGUAGCUGUGGCAAAAUUCUUUGAUUUCAAGUCCAAUGGGUACUUCGUGGACUUGGCAGCCAAUGAUGCUGUCUGGGCAUCCAACACAUUUGCUCUGGAACAGAAUUUUGACUGGAAAGGAAUCUGUAUCGAAGCCAACCCAGUGUACUGGUACCGAUUGUCGUUUCGCACGGGCUGCCAUGUGGUAGGAUCCAUUGUGGGAGGCCAAGACUUUGAAGAAAUCACAGUGUCACUUCCAAAUGACCCCAAGAAAAGUGGGCCCUUUGGAGGCAUUGUGGGCAAGGGGUUUGACAAUAAGAAUGCCAAGCAACCCGAGCCAAGGUUUACUGCCUCGCUUGUUUCCAUCCUCCAGAAAUUCAAUGCUCCCAAAGUGAUUGAUUACCUGUCACUGGAUGUGGAGGGAGCGGAAGAAUUCAUAAUGAAAGAGUUUCCCUUUCACCAGCCCUACACAUUUCGUGUCAUUUCCAUUGAACGGCCCAAAUCGGUGCUCAAAAAGAAACUUCAGGAUGCUGGAUACAAACAUGUCAUGGACUUUAAACGUGGGGACACAUUGUGGGCUCAUUCAUCAGUCUAUGAAGAAGGCAAGCAACGAGUUGAAACCAAGCGCCAUGAAAUCCAAAAACACAAGCUGGAUGCUUGGCCUCAACUGAGGAGGAGGUAG